This is a messenger RNA of Striga hermonthica, 2244 nucleotides long. NCBI's taxonomy places the organism in Eukaryota, Viridiplantae, Streptophyta, Magnoliopsida, Lamiales, Orobanchaceae. The record is from the annotation of a GenBank genome assembly.
AUGCUCCUUUUUCUUCUUCCUCUGCUCGCUCUAUUUCCUACUAAUUUCGGGACUCCUUCGCAGGCCAUCCACUUAUCUCCUCACUCACCCCUUCAACCAUUUGGGACGGAAAAUGCUCUUAAACAUGGAUCGAUUAAUGAACUGUUUAGUUCAUUUCUGACUGCCCGAAGGCACCGUAACAAAAUUUUGUCAGCUGCCCCAGCUCCAUCUCCAUUGUCACAAGGCCCCGUUACUAGUCGUACUGGUAAUAGGGGUAGGCAUCACCAUCAUCGGCCUAGAACUAGAGUUAUGGUGCUUCCUCCUUCUCCUUCUGCUAGUCCAGCAGGUUGUAGUCAAAGUUGCGCGGAGCCACUAACAUCAGCCCCAUUUGGUUCACCCUGUAUGUGUGUGAUCCCAAUGAGAGUCAAACUUCUUUUGGGGGUACCUCUCUAUGCUAUCUUCCCAGAGGUCACCGAAUUAGAGAUUGAGGUUGCAGCCGGUACAUAUCUUAAACAAAGUCAAGUAGCAAUCAUUGGAGCUAGUGCGGAUACUCAAAAUCAGGAAAGAGCAGUGGUAGAUAUAUAUUUAGUUCCUCUUGGGGAGAAGUUUGAUGAUACAACUGCUAUCCUGACUUAUGAAAGAUUUUUACGCAAGAAAGUGCCCCUAAAUAGGACCCUUUUCGGUGAUUAUGGUGUAAUGAACAUUUCUUAUCCAGGACUCCCGUCUUCAACCCCAUUCGGUGAGGGUCCUACUGCUGGAAAUCAACAAUACCCUAUUAGUGCAGACUUUGUUCGAAAAAAUCAGAAGAUAAACCCUCGAAUAAUUGUGGUCAUUGUUUUGUCUGCAUUUGUGCUCUUGGUGGUUGCUUGUGCUGCUGUAGCUAUGCUAUUAAAGUGCAGGACUGCACGCAAACCAUCUAAUGCUGUUGGCCCAGUAUUCACUUCUUCUAUGCACAAAAGAUCAGGAUUUGGUUCUAUGCGGUCGAGUAGCCCUACCACCUCGACAUCACCUUCUCUCAUAUCCGCCAUGCCCGCUUCUGUUCUUUCUGUGAAGACAUUUUCACUGGCAGAACUUGAGAAAGCCACAGAAAGGUUUAGCAAGAAUAAGGUUUUGGGCGAAGGAGGAUUCGGGCGGGUUUAUCAUGGGUUGAUGCCAGAUGGCACCGAGGUGGCAGUCAAAUUACUGACCAGAGACAACCAAAACGGAGACCGUGAAUUCAUUGCUGAGAUCGAGAUGCUGAGCCGUCUGCAUCAUCGUAACCUCGUGAAGCUCAUUGGCAUAUGCAUCGAGCAAAAGACACGCUGCUUGGUCUAUGAGCUGGUCCCAAACGGCAGUGUGGAGUCCCACUUGCACGGUGACGACAGAAGCAAGGGGCCUCUGGAUUGGGAUGCACGUCUGAAAAUUGCUCUUGGUGCGGCGAGAGGAUUGGCUUACCUUCACGAGGAUUCCAAUCCUCGUGUGAUUCACAGAGAUUUUAAAGCUAGUAAUGUAUUACUUGAAGAUGACUUCACUCCUAAGGUCUCAGAUUUUGGUCUGGCACGGGAAGCUACUGAGGGGAGUCAUCACAUAUCUACUCGGGUCAUGGGCACAUUUGGGUAUGUCGCGCCGGAAUACGCGAUGACGGGGCAUUUGCUUGUGAAGAGCGACGUUUAUAGCUACGGGGUCGUCCUGCUGGAGCUGCUCUCUGGUCGGAAGCCAGUUGACAUGUCCCAGCCCCCGGGCCAGGAGAACCUCGUCACGUGGGCCCGGCCCCUCCUCGCCAACCGAGAGGGCCUCGAGCAGCUGGCGGACCCCACUCUCUCGGGAAGCUACGAUUUUGAUGACAUGGCAAAAGUAGCCGCCAUUGCCGCCAUGUGUGUCCACCCGGAGGUCACCCACCGCCCUUUCAUGGGGGAGGUCGUCCAGGCACUCAAGCUCAUUUACAACGACACAGACGAGACUUGUGCUGACGCCUUAAGCCUUAAGGAGGACUCGUCCGCCCGUGGCUCGGAUUUCAAGGCCGACUUCACGGCCCACUCGGAUGGCAGCUGGUGGAACGAGCGGUGUGGGACCCCCCCACGCAUGACACGCGGGCGGGCCUCGUCUUUUGUGACGAUGGAUUACAGCUCUGGCCCACUAGGGGAGGUGGACAACAGGUCAGGCCCAUUAAGGACUGUAAGGAGUCAACGGACUUUUUAUAGGCUGCAAGGGAGCAUGAGUGAACAUGGGGAGAUUUUGGGGAGACGUGCUUGGGAUGGUGGUGCUGGGUAUGAGGCUUCCUUUUAG